GCGGCGGGGCCGGGGGAUGCGGCGGCCGUAGGGAGCGCGCGGGGGGCGGCGGGGCCUCGCCAUGCGCUACAGCGAGCGGGAGCUGCUGUCCCUGGCCCGGCAGCCGGCGGAGAAGGCGGCGGAGAUCCUGAUGCGCGCGCCCAAGAAGGGGAGCGUGCUGAAGAAACGCCUCGUGAAGCUCGUUGUCAACUUUCUCUUCUACUUCCGAACGGAUGAAGCAGAGCCAAUUGGAGCUUUGCUGUUGGAACAUUGUAAAAUCACCAAAGAAGAGGAGAAUGUCUUUUCAAUCAGUUUCAUUGAGGAGCCGGACAGGAAAUACUCCUUUGAAUGUGACACCGAGGAGCAAUGCCAGGAGUGGAUUGAGGCUCUCCGAAGAGCCAGCUACGAGUUCAUGAGAAGAAGUUUGAUUUUCUAUCGGAAUGAGAUUCAGAAGAUGACAGGGAAGGACCCCCUGGAGCAGUACGGAAUCUCCGAGGAAGCCCGAUUCCAGUUGGGAACACGCAAGCUCUAACUGGCAGCCUCCGCCCCCAUCAAACCCCACUGGGGCUUAACUGGCAUUCAGCCACCUCCUUGGGGGGGGGUGUGUGAAAACACCACCCCCCUGCCAGGGGGAGCGCCUGGGACCAAGUGACUUAUUUAUGGACCAGAUAAUUUGUAUUUUUUUUUUAAAUGGAUUCAUUGUCCACUCCCCUUCCUGUUUGUCUUCAGCCCCUCGGAGCUCCCAUCUCCCUGCUGGGUUGUAGAAGCAGCAAGUCUUAACUGGGCACUGCUGUGUUGGCUUUAACUUGAUCGACCAUAAAACUGCUAGGCUGAGGGACAUAUGGGCUGCCCACUCCUAGGGCUGCUGAAAGCCGCCCUCAGGAGUCCCAGGGGCCUGGGGAUUUCAGCUAUGAUGCUGAUGUGGAAACAAGGCUGGACGUGCCCCAGUGGGAGCAGCCCAGUGGUCUUCCAGCACGUGGUGCUAUUAUAAGGCAGGGAUGAUCUGGUGUAGAGGGCCAGCUGGCUCUUAGUGCCGGUGUCUGUUUUAUGCCAAAAACGUGCCAGUAGUGGCAGCAUUUCUGCUGGGAAUGGCCUCAGGACUGGCCAUCCGGCUCUGCAGGCAGCCUGCCACACCCCCUGGUGGCUGGAGUUUGGCACCUGGGUGCUCAGAUGCUCUGCUGGCUUUUGGAAAGUUGGCCAAUUUCAAAGGGGGAGAGGAGGGCCUUACUUUAAGGGGGUGUUUUUUGGCUGAGCAGAUUCCUUUGCUCACAGUGGUGGGAUCCUUGGCCUUGAAAUGCCAGACUCGCCCCUCUCCUUCACUUUAACUCCGUCAGGCCUGCUCCAGCUGCUAGAUCUGCACUGCACACUGUUCAGCUCGGGAAAGUAGAUGCAGGGAGCAAAUGUUUCAGGGAGGGGAAGCCCUCAUCUGUUAUGGAUGGCUGCCCCCAAAUGGAGGAGGAACUGGCCCUUACUCUAAGCAGGAUUAAUUUGUCAUGUAACUGCAUGGUAGCUGCUGGUGCUCCAGCUGACAUGGUGGCUGUGUCUUCAUUUCCUUACAUGUACACACAGCAGCAGCGCUUGCUGCAGCAACUGCACAGGGUUACUGGGGCCUGUCUCAGCUCAACACUCACUAGGGUCUAAUUUUGAACUAAUGCAAAUUAAUUCAGCUACCAGGAGCCACCCUACAGCAUCUUAAAAUGCAGGUCUAACUUCCUGCACAGGUGUAGGGUGUGGCUUUCUCACAGGUGCCCAGGGGUGAGCAAGGCAAGGGUUUGAAAGACAGGUGCAGUGAGGCAGCCUCCCCCCCCACCUGACCUUGAGAGCAAGCUGUGGUUCCCAAUGGCAUUGUUCCCUGGCCUAGGAGUGCUGUGCUGUCAGUGGCUUCCCAGAGCAGGCAGCGUGCUGUCAGGCUAGAAAAAGCAGCUGGGUGGAUGCUGCUGUAGUCAGCGUGAGGGGUAGAAUCACAUCCUGUCCAUACCGAGCUGGGAGACAGGGUCCCACAGCAUGAAGAGCUGUGCAGGAUGGCUUCAGGCUUUACUCAACAUACAACACACCCCAUUUUGUUUCUGCUGCUUCCCUCAUCCUCAGCAGCUUGAGCAGAAAAGACCAAAGCAAUCCAGUGAUUUCUGGAGAGGGCUGGGAGACUUGCCCUAGUUUUCUCAUAAGAUGCUUCUCUCCAAAGCAGCUCCAAGGGGAGGCCCUAGCUGCAGGCAGCCUUCUCCCUGCUGGCUUUAGUCAGCAGGGACCAGCAUUUUCCCCCUUGCAGAGAUUUGCUUUUGGAUGGAAGCAAAGGGCCAGCUCCUUUACCUGCUGUAAGGCUGCCAGCAGUGAGGUUACAGCCAGGCACAAGUGGUGUGGCAGGGCGACUGGCUAUGGCUCCAGGGCUUGGCCUUGCACCCACCCGCUAAGCAGUACAGAGUCUGUUCGCACAAACCAACACGAGUGCACAAGGACAAACCCUGAAGCUACGAGGCUGCUUUCUACUGCAGGAUGCAAUUGUCAGGCAUGUAGCACUGUUACUUAGGACACUCCAAGGAGGAAAUAAUUAGGGUUUAGAACAUUAGCGGAGGCCCAUUGUUUUAGUACAAGACAUCAGCUGCAACAUUUUAGUAUCUCCAGUAGAGGUGGGAGAUAGGGGCCCUACCCACCUCUUCACCAGGACCAGUGUGUUCAAUGGAGGCUGGUGCUAGUAGCUUCAACAUGCAGCUCUAGGACUCAGCAGACAAGUCCUGAACAGUGUGGGAAGGAGGCCGUAGUGCACUCAUUUACCUGGAA
Messenger RNA from Mauremys reevesii (Reeves's turtle), 2754 nucleotides. It is a transcript of the gene PLEKHJ1, whose product is annotated as pleckstrin homology domain containing J1. Gene Ontology annotation, cellular component: recycling endosome; trans-Golgi network; early endosome. The coding region runs from base 62 to 511 and encodes 149 amino acids. The record is from RefSeq and is a predicted model, not a curated record. NCBI's taxonomy places the organism in Eukaryota, Metazoa, Chordata, Testudines, Geoemydidae. The transcript is spliced from 6 exons. Gene Ontology annotation, biological process: endosome organization; retrograde transport, endosome to Golgi; receptor recycling.